Molecule: messenger RNA, 528 nt
Organism: Laccaria bicolor S238N-H82
Lineage: Eukaryota; Fungi; Basidiomycota; Agaricomycetes; Agaricales; Hydnangiaceae
Exons: 2
Coding region: 1-528 (175 amino acids)
Source: RefSeq, a predicted model, not a curated record
AUGACUUUCAACCCUUUACUACAGCGGGUGCGAAGCUCCAUUGUGUGGCGUUGGCAUAGAGAAUCACCCGUUUCGCGGAACGUCCGCGCUCGGACCCACGUCUUGCAGAAUUCCUCAGGAAAAGGUCGACGAACUUUCCAUGAGCCUCGUCAUCUACAAUCGAUGCUUGCCUUUCGAGAAAUGCCAAUGCCAACGCGGCUGAUCUUGUCGCGAAGCACAUUUUUCGUACUGCGCCGUGGAAGUUUGUCGUGUCACGUUCCAGAAACACGCCUAGUGGUUAGAUUUCGAUGCCUCGGAGGAACGGGAACGGAGCAACCUCACAAUACGUUCAACCGGUUUGCUUUAAAAGUCUUGGCUCCUAUCUGGAUUUCCACCCAACACGAUCCAACACGCACGCUCUUUUUUCUUGGGUUGGUGGUACACCCGUAUUGGGUUAAACUUUUGGUCAAUAUGUUAAAGAAAGCUUCUGCUCAUUUUGGCCAGAACGAGUGCUGGCACCUUGAACAUCGCCUUCUAGCAUUGCAAUGA